ACGGGCGUCACUGCUCUAAAUGCCCGAGGUGCGAUCCGCACGUGCAAAUACCGAUACAGUCACGUGACAAGAAGCACAUGGCAUUCAAACCACGUUCCGACAGAGAGACGUCACUGAGAAUGUCAGACGACGAGGGAAGGCGCUAGUUGCAGGUAUGGAAGGUGUGAUACUGUACGAAGAUGGGGACGGCAUCAAAGACAAAAUCAGCAGUGUUAUAUCAAAGGAAACGGAAAAGGAUGAAUACUUUGAAGACGCCUUCAUCACCAUUGAUAUGGAUGAUGUCAUCAGAAAGAUGAGACAAUGGCGCAGGUAUCUACCCAGGGUGAAGCCAUACUACGCUGUCAAGUGCAACAACGACCCUCAGAUCCUCUCUCUCUUAACUGACCUCGGUGUCUACUUUGACUGUGCCAGCAGGAAUGAAAUGGCCUCUAUUCUUGGUUUGGGCGUGGAGCCAUGCAACAUCGUCUACUCCCACAGUGUCAAAUGCCGUAGAGACAUCAGAUAUGCGGCGGCUGCUGGUGUUGAUUUGAUGGCAUUUGACAGCGAGCAUGAACUCAUCAAAAUAAAGUCAACUCAUCCCCACGCAAGAUUGUUGCUGAGAAUAAAACCGUCAGAUAAAUAUGACGUGCAGCAUCGGUUAAGCAUCCAGUAUGGAUGUGAACAGCACCAGGUCCGGCCUCUUCUUGCAGCCGCUAAGAGAAUGGAACUGAAUGUGGUGGGGAUCAGUUUCCAUGUUGGAAGUGGAGUCGUGGAUGGCCGUGUGUUCAUUGAUGCCAUAGAAAGAGCUGACAGGGCCUUUGCCAUUGCCUCCGAACUCAACAUUUCUCUGAGUGUCCUGGAUAUUGAAGGGGGUUUCUUAGGGCAGAAGAGAGCUCCUGUGGAAUUUAAAGAGGUUGCACGCCUCAUCAACAUUGCCCUUGAGGACCACUUUCCCGCUAAGAGAGGAGUGAGGAUAAUAGCAGAGCCUGGUCGCUACUUUGUGUCAUCGUGUGCGACCCUGGUCCUGACAGUUAUCGGAAAGAAGGUGAUGCAAGGUCGCUAUACGAAAGAUGGAGUUGAGAAUGAAUUCCUGUACUUUCUGAAUGACAGUAUCUUUGGUACCUUUAACGUCACCUUCACGGAUUGUACUGGAGCGAAACAACCGUCGUUGCUGAAGGCUCCACGGAGUGAGGUGACCUUCAAGUCCAGUGUCUGGGGACAGACGUGUGCAGGUGACGACAUCCUUUUCGAGGAGUGUCAUUUACCAGAGCUUGAAAUCGGGGACCGGUUGUUUGUGGAGAAUGUUGGCGCUUACCCCAUGUCGAUGAACAAAGGCGGGGCAUUUAAUGGAAUGCCACAACCUACUCCAGUUUAUAUCUGCUCGAAAACAUUGUGGAAAACCCAUAACUGGCAAAGCAGAGGAAAAUGUCAGCUAAACAUCGAAACAGAGGACCGUGUCACUGAAGAAGAAAUGACCAAAAUAAAACGGGAAACGCAUCAUGGAACCUAGAAACGCAAUAUUAUCCAACCUGACUGGGAAUUGAAACAGAGUUUGAGUCAGAAACCUGACAUUAAACACGUUCACUGGCAA
Messenger RNA from Haliotis rubra (blacklip abalone), 1570 nucleotides. Its product is annotated as ornithine decarboxylase-like. The record is from RefSeq and is a predicted model, not a curated record. The transcript is spliced from 11 exons. The coding region runs from base 155 to 1489 and encodes 444 amino acids. Gene Ontology annotation, molecular function: ornithine decarboxylase activity. NCBI's taxonomy places the organism in Eukaryota, Metazoa, Mollusca, Gastropoda, Lepetellida, Haliotidae. Gene Ontology annotation, cellular component: cytoplasm.